AUGUUAGCAAUGUACAGCGGUCAAAUAGGAUCAUUUUCUUCUCGAGACCUUUUACUUUUUUUCAUCAUGUGGGAGUUAGAAUUAAUUCCCGUUUAUCUACUUCUAUCCGUGUGGGGGGGGAAAAAACGUCUUUAUUCAGCUACAAAGUUUAUUUUGUACACUGCGGGAGGAUCCAUUUUUCUAUUAAUAGGAGUUUUGGGUAUCGCUUUAUACGGUUCCAAUGAGCCAAUAUUAAAUUUGGAAACAUUAGCUAAUCAAUCGUAUCCCGCGGAACUGGAAAUACUAUUUUAUAUUGGGUUUCUUAUUGCUUUUGCUGUCAAAUCACCGAUUAUACCCUUCCAUACAUGGUUACCAGACACCCAUGGAGAGGCGCAUUACAGUACUUGUAUGCUUCUAGCCGGAAUCUUAUUAAAAAUGGGAGCAUAUGGGUUGAUUCGGAUCAAUAUGGAACUAUUACCGCACGCUCAUUCGAUAUUUUCUCCCUGGUUGAUGAUAGUAGGUACAAUGCAAAUAAUUUAUGCAGCUUCAACAUCUCCUAGCCAACGGAAUUUAAAAAAAAGAAUAGCUUAUUCCUCCGUAUCUCAUAUGGGUUUUAUAAUUAUAGGGAUUGGGUCGAUAACCGAUACGGGACUCAACGGAGCCAUUUUACAAAUAAUUUCUCAUGGGUUUAUUAGCGCUGCACUUUUUUUCUUGGCAGGAACGAGUUAUGAUAGAAUACGUCUUGGUUAUCUUGACGAAAUGGGCGGAUUGGCUAUCCCAAUUCCAAAGAUAUUCACCAUAUUCAGUAUCUUAUCGAUGGCUUCCCUUGCAUUACCGGGCAUGAGUAGUUUUGUUGCAGAAUUGAUAGUAUUUUUUGGAAUAAUUACCAGCCAAAAAUACUUGUUAAUGCCAAAAAUACUAAUUACUUUUGUAAUGGCAAUUGGAAUGAUAUUAACUCCUAUUUAUUCAUUAUCUAUGUCACGGCAAAUGUUCUAUGGGUACAAGCUAUUUAAUGCUCAAAACUCUUAUUUUUUUGAUUCCGGCCCCCGGGAGUUAUUUGUUUUGAUAUCUAUUCUUCUACCCGUAAUAGGUAUUGGUAUUUAUCCGGAUUUCGUUCUCUCCCUAUCAGUGGACAAGGUCGAAGCUAUUCUAUCUAAUUUUUUUUAUAGAUAG
Molecule: messenger RNA, 1152 nt
Organism: Pistacia vera
Lineage: Eukaryota; Viridiplantae; Streptophyta; Magnoliopsida; Sapindales; Anacardiaceae
Source: the annotation of a RefSeq genome assembly